GGCCGCAGGGAGGGCGGGGAGGGGCGGAGGCCGAGCACGGAGUGAGUGUGCGGCGCGCGGGGCAGCCUCUGCGCGGGGCACGUCCCGGAGCCCAAGUUUCGGCCGCGGCGCGGACACGGCCCCUCCCCGGCCCGAGGCCGCCCCUGGGCCGUCCGUCCCGAGCGCCGACACCCGGGCGUCCCGACCGGCGAGCCGGGGCAGCGGCUGCCGGGACUCCGCCGCCGGAGGGAUGGUGGCGGCGGGGCGCGGGCCAGCGCAGCAGCCGCCGCCGACCCCCGCCCGGCCCCGGGCGCUGUGAUCCCGGCCGCGCGCCGGGCAUGCGGCUGCGGCCCCGGCCCCCGGCCCCCGCGCAGCGCCCCCGCCAUGCCGCGGGCCGCGGCGUCCCUGUACGCCUGCCUCCUCGCGCUCUGCGCCCUGGUGCCCCGGCUCCCAGGUCUCAAUGAAUGCACUCGUGGAAGUGCCACCUCUUGUGAAGAAUGCCUGCUAAUCCACCCCAAAUGUGCCUGGUGCUCCAAAGAGAACUUCGGCAGCCUGCGGUCGGUCGCCUCCCGGUGUGACCUGAAGGCAAACCUGGUCAGAAACGGCUGCGAAGGGGAGUUUGAGAGCCCGGCCAGCGCCACCCAGGUUCUGCGGAGCCUGCCUCUCAGCAGCACGGGCUCCAGCUACGCGGGCUCCGACGUCAUUCAGAUGACGCCACAGGAGAUCGCCGUGAACCUGCGGCCUGGGGACAAGACUACCUUCCAGCUGCAGGUGCGGCAGGUGGAGGACUAUCCCGUGGACUUGUACUACCUGAUGGACCUCUCCCUGUCCAUGAAGGAUGACUUGGACAACAUCCGGACCCUGGGCACCAAGCUCGCUGAGGAGAUGAGGAAGCUCACCAGCAACUUCCGCCUGGGCUUUGGGUCUUUUGUGGACAAAAGCAUCUCUCCUUUCUCCUACACAGCGCCGAGGUACCAGACCAACCCAUGCAUCGGUUACAAGUUGUUCCCAAACUGCGUCCCUUCCUUUGGGUUCCGCCACCUGCUGCCUCUCACGGACAGAGUGGACAGCUUCAACGAGGAAGUUCGGAAACAGAGGGUGUCCCGGAACCGCGACGCCCCCGAGGGCGGCUUCGACGCCAUACUCCAGGCCGCUGUCUGCAAGGAGAAGAUCGGCUGGCGGAAGGACGCCCUGCACCUGCUGGUCUUCACCACGGACGACGUGCCCCACAUCGCACUGGACGGGAAACUGGGGGGCCUGGUGCAGCCACACGAUGGCCAGUGCCACCUGAACGAGGCCAAUGAGUACUCUGCAUCUAACCAGAUGGACUACCCAUCCCUCGCCUUGCUGGGAGAGAAGUUGGCGGAGAACAACAUCAACCUCAUCUUUGCAGUGACGAAAAACCACUAUGGGCUCUACAAGAAUUUUACAGCCCUGAUACCUGGAACAACGGUGGAGAUUUUACACGGAGACUCUAAAAAUAUUAUUCAACUGAUCGUCAAUGCGUACAGUAGCAUCCGGUCGAAGGUGGAGCUGUCCGUCUGGGAUCAGCCGGAAGACCUUAACCUCUUCUUCACCGCCACCUGCCAGGACGGCGUGUCCUACCCCAACCAGAGGAAGUGUGAGGGCCUGAAGAUCGGGGACACGGCCUCCUUUGAAGUGUCGGUGGAGGCGCGGAGCUGCCCGGGCAAGCACGCGGAGCACACGUUCGCCCUGCGGCCGGUGGGGUUCCGGGACAGCCUGGCGGUGGGGGUCACCUACAGCUGCAGCUGCGGCUGCAGCGCGGGGCAGGAGCCGGACAGCCCCCGGUGCAGCGGGAACGGGACCUACGUCUGCGGCCUGUGCGAGUGCAACCCCAGCUACCUGGGCAGCCGGUGCGAGUGCCAGGAGGGGGAGAACCCGAGCGGGCUGCAGAACCUGUGCCGCGAGGCGGAGGGCAAGCCGCUGUGCAGCGGCCGCGGGCAGUGCAGCUGCAGCCAGUGCUCCUGCUUCGAGAGCGAGUUCGGGCGGAUCUACGGGCCCUUCUGCGAGUGCGACAACUUCUCCUGCGCCCGGAACAGAGGCGUCCUCUGCUCAGGACACGGCGAAUGUCACUGCGGAGAAUGCAAGUGCCACGCAGGUUACGUCGGGGACAACUGCAACUGCUCGACAGACAUCAGUACGUGCCGGGGCAAGGAGGGCCGGAUCUGCAGCGACCGCGGGCACUGCGUCUGUGGGCAGUGCCAGUGCACGGAGCCCGGAGCCUUUGGGGAGACAUGUGAGAAGUGCCCAACCUGCCCAGAUGCUUGCAGCACCAAGAGGGAUUGUGUCGAGUGCUUGUUGCUUCACUCAGGGAGCCCAGCUGACAACCAGACCUGCCAAAACCUGUGCAAGGACGAGGUGGUCACAUGGGUGGACGCCAUCGUGGUAGGCUCCUCGCCCGUCGGUCGGUGGUCGGUGGCUCUGGCUUGCUCGGAGACACUCAGGACGUUCCUGCCUGGCUUCCUUCCAGGGAAAGAUGACCAGGAGGCCGUGCUUUGCUUCUACAAAACCGCCCAGGACUGUGUCAUGCUGUUCACCUACACAGAGCUGCCCAGCGGCAAGUCCAACCUGACGGUCCUCCGGGAGCCAGAGUGUGGCACGGCCCCCAACGUCACGACCAUCCUCCUGGCCGUGGUCGGCAGCAUCCUCCUGAUCGGGUUCGUGCUCCUGGGCAUCUGGAAGCUGCUUGUCACCAUCCACGACCGCAGAGAGUUUGCCAAGUUCCAGAGCGAGCGGUCCAGGGCCCGCUAUGAAAUGGCUUCAAACCCUCUGUACAGAAAGCCCAUCUCCACGCACGCCGUGGACUUCACCUUCAACAAACUCAACAGAUCCUACAACGGCACCGUGGACUGACGGCUCCGCCUCCUCCGAGGCCGGGAGGGGUGCUGCUGGAGUCAGCGGCCGACACGCUUGGGGCGGCUGCUGGGCGCAGUCUCGGCUCCUAGAUAGACACGCAGAGACUUAGCAGAGAGCCUGGGAGAGGUGCCGUUGCUGGUGCAGGAAGGCUCCCGGCCCGCGGUGCCGCAGGCCACUGGGCCAGAGCCACGCCCGGCGCCACCCUCCGCACCCGGGAAGGACCUGGGGAGCAUGGCGGGCGCUCCUGGCCUUCCCCGCCACAUCCCGCUGCAGUCUGGCCCGAGCGGAAGGCACCUGGCAGGGUGGUUGGAGCGCGUUACCUCGGCGGAUGGCCUGGCUUUUCUUGUGUUGAUCAUUUUUAUAUGAAAUAAAAUGGUCAUGCAUUUAUGGCGUUGUUGUGAUUCCUGAGGGUCAUCCGCCUGGUGUCUGUGCACCUGGGUGUUGGUGACGGAGUGAUGGAGACGCCUGCGGAAGGCACCGAGUUUGCAAAUGUUGGCUUUCCUCUUCUGUCUGUGAUUGUUUAGUAUUUCUGUAAUGGAAAGGAAGGAGAUUGCUUGGGAUUGAAAGCAAAGAUUAAAACCAA
Pipistrellus kuhlii (Kuhl's pipistrelle) is the source of this 3439-nucleotide messenger RNA. RefSeq names its product integrin subunit beta 5 (gene ITGB5). Lineage: Eukaryota; Metazoa; Chordata; Mammalia; Chiroptera; Vespertilionidae. Bases 364 to 2853 code for a protein of 829 amino acids. Gene Ontology annotation, cellular component: focal adhesion; integrin complex; cell surface. The transcript has 15 exons. Gene Ontology annotation, molecular function: integrin binding. The record is from RefSeq and is a predicted model, not a curated record. Gene Ontology annotation, biological process: cell adhesion mediated by integrin; cell-matrix adhesion; cell migration.